Molecule: messenger RNA, 3405 nt
Organism: Rangifer tarandus platyrhynchus (Svalbard reindeer)
Lineage: Eukaryota; Metazoa; Chordata; Mammalia; Artiodactyla; Cervidae
Source: the annotation of a GenBank genome assembly
AUGAGCUUCUCACUCAAGUUCUCAGAGCUGGUCAACAUCGCCAUCCCGCAGUGCGGGGUGGUGAACUUCAAGGCCCUGCACUUCCUGCUCCAUGGGAUCCUGGAGCACAUCCACAUGGCGGAGCUUGAGAAGGACCUCUCUGGGGAUGAGGACUUCCUCCAAGCCUCUGUGUCAGUCACGUUCCCACCACGGGAAGGGGACGCCCAACCCACCCUCAGCCCCCUGAAGAGGCUCGGCAACAUCUUCGACCACCUGGUGAGCCGCGUGGACAUGCUGGAGAGCCAGCUGGCUGCCCUGAGGGACGUGCCGUCCACCGCCCAGCUGCUGGAGAGCAGCCAGGGCACCAGGCAGCCCGCCCAGGAGCUGUGGAACCUGAUCAGGCUCCGGAAGAAAGUGGAGGGCAACGAGGAGGCUGUGGCCAAGUCCAUAAGAACCCUGCAGGAUUUGCUCACGGACAUUUAUGCACUGAAGGUCUCCGUUGAAACCCUCAGGAAGGAGGUGGCCAUGCUGAAAGACGUGUUUGAGAAGAUCAGUCCACAAAGAAUAGACGCCUUCUCAGAAGAUUUGAGAGGGCAGAACCGGAAGAUGAGUGUGCUGCAGCGGGAAGUGACUUCUCUCCAGAGCAAGGUGACCGCCAUCCCCAAACCCGAGGACCUGGUGCUCUGGAGCAGUCUUCACGAGGCCAUGUUCAUCCCGGGAGCUGCUCCACAACUGCUGGGAGACUCCGACCUGUGGCAGAUCUCAGAGCUCGCCUCAGAGACCACCAUUGCUCAGACAGCCAAGGACCAUGGAGGAGGGGGUCUCAGCCACUUCUCAGAGGCCGUCCAGCACCCCAGGUUCCUGGAGACCAUCUGGCAGUACCAGGCGCCAGGGCAGAGGCUGGAGGAGGAGUCUGCCCAAGCAGCUCUGCUCCUUGGGGCUGAGGGGCCAGACCAGCCCCAAGUGCUAGAGCCUGGGCCUGGGCCUGGGUCUGCGUUGGGACCCAGGCCUGCACCUGGACCUGAGCCUUCAUCUGAAGCUGGGCCUGCGUUGGGACCCAGGCCUGCACCUGGACCUGAGCCUUCAUCUGAAGCUGGGCCUGUGUUCGGACCCGGGCCUGCUCCUGGGCCUGGGCUUUCAUCCGAAGCUGGGUCUGAGUUUGGACCCGGGCCUGCACCUGGACCUGGGCCUGGGCCUGCGUUUGGACCCAGGCCUGCACCUGGACAUGGGCCUUCAUCUGAACUUGGGCCUGCGUUCGGACCCGGGCCUGCCCCUGAACUGGAACCUGCCCCGGGCCUUCAACCCACACCAUCAGGAUCCUGGACUGUACCACCGCAAGGCUGGCCUCCUCCCAGAGGCUUUCCCGGAACCAGCCCUUGGCCUUUCUGGGGCUUCCAGCCUGGCCUAGGCCCAAUGGGCUUCCCGCCUGCCGGGUUCCGGGGCCUCAGGGCUCCACCCCCAGCCAUGGAGCUGAGCUCAGCUUGGCCUCGUUUGCAGCGGUCCAUGUACCACCAGGGAGACAUGUCCAAGCUCUCAGCUGUCUCAGAAAAGGAGGAAUACUCCUCCAUGGAAAGGGGAGGCCCUCGGGACAGAGCCCUGAGAGCUGAAGUCCCCCCAGGAGGCCUUCCUAAGGGAUUCCAGUCUGCCGUUCAGCAGAUGAAACCCAGCGCUGCCCUCACGGCCGCGGCCGCUGCCUCCUACACCUCUGAUGUGGCUGCAUCGGCGGCCCGGGCAGCCAAGGCCGCUGCCAAGCUGAUCAAGGACGCCCCUGCCACCAAACUGGCCGCUGUAGCAACAGCCGCAGCCUCAGCUGGGCCCUUAGGGGUCCUUGCAGAGUUUCUGGGUGCGGGGCCCUCGCAUGGGGCCUUCCCCGGGGACGAGAUGGAAGACUUGCUGGAGGUGGAGUAUAAGGACUUGCUCUCUCCUUCAUACUCUUCUGUCUUCGUCCCUCCCGACACGGCCCUGUCCCAGGCCAUGCUGGCUGCCAAACAUGCCACGACCCCCGAAGACAAGAAGAAGGCUGUCAGGUAUUCCAUGAGCCACAUAGCCCAGAUGCCCGUUAGACACGACACCCUGAAAGAAGAGUUUGCCCAGCUGUCAUCUAACCUGCAGCAGCGUAUGACUUAUCUAGCUAACAUGGGAGCCUCUUCCAAGCUUGGGUCAACAGUGGACAUCUUGCAAGAAAAGAUUGGCAACCUCCAGAAAUCCAGGAUGAAGGAAGAGGAACUUGAGAGAGUUUGGGGCCACCAGAUCGAGAUGAUAAAGGACCACCACAUCGUGCUGGACAGGGCAGUGAACAGGCUCCAGAUUCGCCUGGAUGAGUUAAAGGUUGUCUAUGCUCAACUAAGAAACCUAGAAAUGUACAAGGCAGACAGAAAUGAGAUGGAGCAGGAGUUGAAAGAGAAGGCCGACAAGAGCUCCCUGGCAGGCAAGGCAAGCCGGGCUGACCUGGACACAGUGGCCAUGCAGCUGAAUGAAUUGAUUCAGGGCACGCUCUUCAGGGUGGUUGCCAAUGAGGAUGACUGGAAGAAGGCUGUGGAGCAGUUGGGCAAAGACGUACGUACCAAGCUGGUUCCCAGCGAUUUGGAUGAUCUGAAGAAAGACAUGGACGAGGUCUGGAAAGUUGUCAGGAAGCUGCUGACUGAAGGCCUCCACUUUGACCCGGACAAUGCUGCCGGCUUUAGGAGGAAACUGUUUGAGCGGGUGAAAUGCAUCUCCUGCGACCGGCCCGUGGACAUGAUGACCAGCCCGCAGCUCAUCACCAUUCGCAACACCCACCUGCUGCCAGGGCUGCGGCCGGCCAGCGCCAACAGCUACGAGUACCUGCAGCGCCAGCAGAUGAGGGAACAACAGCAGCUACAGAAACUCCAGAACCUCGGAGCCCCUGAGGGGAGCCUGGACUCACUGGGCCCCCCGCAAGACUGGGGUGACAGCCCCAGAAAUGACACCAACCUCGAGUUCAAACCAUACGGCUUGUCGACACUCUACCCCUACGGGGACCCUGGGCUGUUGGACUAUGACUCCGCCGAGGUGGACCUCCUGGGAGUGGACGGGAUCCUCUACAAGGGCCGAAUGACCGGCAAGGACAGGGCGCGGCCGCUGACUGGCGCAGAGAAGGAGGUGGCAGCUGUGAAGGUCCCACAUCCCCCGGCCCGAAGCCUGUAUGAGGGUGCGCGCCCUAGCACCCUAUUUGGUGCCAUCUACUCCGCCCUGCCCCCCCGCGCCAGCAUGGGCUCAGCCGCCUUGGGCCCUCCGCCGACGAUGCCCGCUCGGCCUCCAUCUCCCCCGCCCGUGCUGCUGCUGCCACCGCUGACGCCGUCUCUGCAGGACCCCCAGCCGGCCCCAGGGGCUGCCAGGCACCCACGGUUCCUGCGCCUGGAGUCCCGAGCCAGAAUGCAGUCCGCCAAGGAGCCCAGCAACCCGUGA